CACAGCUAAUUGUUAAAAAAACGAUGUUCUACAGUGACGCUUUGUCGCUAAUUAUUCGUUUUGUUUGAUCGGUAAACUGUUAAAAGUGGUAAUUUAAAGUUUUGUGUUGAUAAACUGUGUUCGGGAGAGAAAAUAACAUCUGCUAUAUAAAUCAUGAGUCAGAAGACUUCACGUAAAGCGCCGGCGCCGGCUAGCGAGGAUAAAGAAAAGACAGACAGCCCCGUGAAAGAUAUGAAAAAGAAAAUGGCCGCCAACGCGGAAAAAGAGAAGGAGAAGGCUGUAGCUGAAAAAUCUGACAAUCAGACAGAGAAGCAAGACAAGAACGCAAAACAGCCAGAGAAGACAGCAGAGAAAGCGCCGGAGAAGAAGGAAGAGAAGAAAGUGGAGAAGAAUGAUAAAGUGGAGAAGGAUAAGAAGAAUGAGAAACCUGCCGAGAAAAAGCCUGAAGCUGAUAAGCCGAAAGAGGAUAAAAUGGAUAAGAACAAGAAACAGAACGGUCACAACGGUACGGAAAAUGGCGCAGCCGCGUUGAACGGGAACGGUACGGACGCGGAAGUUAACGGACGGGUGAGUGCGGAGUCUGAAGACGAGCUAGACGCCCACGAGGACGACGAGCUAUUCCCGGAGUUGACUUAUGACGACUCAGAGGAUAGUUUCGAGCCGCCGACGCCAGAUGGCGUGCCGAGCCGAAGUUUCACGAGGAGGUCGCAGGCUAAGCUGACACGCACUCCAGAGACGCCGCGCCCCGCGUCUGCCAAGCACGACGCUGCCGAAGACUCGAAAGAAGCCAAAGUGCUGAAGAUGAAAGAUGACACCUUGGCGACGGACCGGAAGCUACGUUCAGCCGAUUCUCCUAAACCGGAGUCCAAAAAAGACACGAAAGAUGACGUUAAAGACAAAAAACAGGAAGCCAAAGACAAGAAAGACGACGGGGAGAAGGGAAAGGAGAGUGAGGUGGAGAAAGACAAAUUGGUCGUUGAUGUUGUGGUCGAUGUGGAAAUUGAAGAGGGCGGCCGGAAGCCGGACACGAACUUCUCCAAGUCCCGCGUGAAGGUGUCUCCGUACCGGCGCAGCGUGCGGCUGGCCGACCAGACCAACAGCUCUGUCAUGGCCAACUACACAGGUAACAACACGACAAUGGAAAUGGACAUAACGGAGACCUCGUCGUUCAUCACCGAGGAUCCUUCACUGGAUGACAGUUACUUAUCAGGACUCCGCAGCAUCCGCGGCCGGCGGUCGUACAAGCCGCUCAAGGAGAUGAAUCUGCGCAACAUCGCCGGCAACAGGAGCACUCGCUCCAACACUUCUAUCACAGUACCCGGCGAGCAGCCGUCGCGGCCCACGGGCACUGUGGUGGGCCGGAAGCGGAAGCCGGAGGCCGGCGACGACGUAGAAGUGGCUACGGAGGCGGGCGAGAGCGGCGGCAAGCGCGCGCGCCUGCUGGGGCUGCUCCGCAGGAGCGUGCCGCGCGCGCACGUGGCCAGGAGGGCCGCCGAGAUCGUGGGCAUCAACACAGACCUGCCGCUCUCCGCGCCGGUCUCCACUGACACCGUGGACCCUGAGACCCUGAAGCCGGCUACAGUGACGCCAUCUGGCGAUAGGGACGCUAAACGAUGCGUUGUCAUGUAAGAGAUUUGUUGUUGUAUAAGAACGAUAUUGAAAUUGUUAAUUGAAGUGAAUACGUUAUGAUAUAACUAUUACGUAAUGAUAUAAAUAUAUAUGUAUGUGUAUUUGCCUACUUAAAAUUUCUUAAUAACUUACAUUUUUUUUUGAAGAGGGUUAAAUUUACCGAAUCGGCAUUUUGACACGAUGAGUCUUAAGAAAGUUGGUGAUAAGGUUUUUUUGGGCUACAGUGACGCCAUCUAGCGAUAGGGACGCCAAGCGAUGCGUUGUCAUGUAAGAGAUUUGUUGUUGUAUAAGAACGAUAUAGAAAUUGUUAAUUGAAGUGAAUACGUUAUGAUAUAACUAUUACGUAAUGAUAUAAAUAUAUAUGUAUGUGUAUUUGCCUACUUAAAAUUUCUUAAAAACUUACAGUUUUUUUGAAGAGGGUUAAAUUUACCGAAUCGUCAUUUUGA
This is a messenger RNA of Amyelois transitella, 2075 nucleotides long. Its product is annotated as nucleolar protein dao-5. The transcript is spliced from 12 exons. Lineage: Eukaryota; Metazoa; Arthropoda; Insecta; Lepidoptera; Pyralidae. The record is from RefSeq and is a predicted model, not a curated record. The coding region runs from base 154 to 1629 and encodes 491 amino acids.